Cornus florida is the source of this 1807-nucleotide messenger RNA. RefSeq lists its product as uncharacterized. Bases 147 to 1556 code for a protein of 469 amino acids. Lineage: Eukaryota; Viridiplantae; Streptophyta; Magnoliopsida; Cornales; Cornaceae. Gene Ontology annotation, biological process: rRNA processing; ribosomal small subunit assembly. The record is from RefSeq and is a predicted model, not a curated record. Gene Ontology annotation, cellular component: UTP-C complex; CURI complex. The transcript has 7 exons.
UUCCCGUCUCUCUGUGUGCAACCUGCAUUCCAAAGUAUAUACAUACAUACACGUAUAUGCAGGCAUAAAGAGAGAGAGAGAGAGAGAGAGAGAGGAAGGGGUUGGGAAAGAGGAUUGAGCAAAACCCUAGCUUCUCUGGCCGAUCAAUGACUGGUCAUCGGCGCGAAACUUUGGCAUCUUCUCGGCUCUUCUCUGAGGAAAAUAUUAAACUAAAAGAAAAAAAGAAAAGGAACAGAUCUUCAGGGCAGAAGAGAAGAAACAAGGAAAAGGGGGAAGAGAUUGAAGCCACUGAACUCAAUCAGUUCAAUGUCAAUGCUUUUAAAUCAGAUGAAGCAAUGGAAGAAAAGAAGAACAAUUUGUUGCGGGUUAAGAAAAGAAAAAAUUCAAAGAUAAAUGAAGUUGAAAUCUCUGAAGUUGAUGAGCUCCACAAUGAAGUGGAAGAUGGUUUCGAUGAAGAGAUAGGAGUAGAUGCAGCUGGAGAAAAGAGAAAGAGCAAAUUGAGGAAAAAGAAAAGAAAAAAUGCAAAGAUAAAUGAAGUUGAAAUCUCUGAAGUUGAUGAGCUCCAAAAUGAAGUGGAAGAUGGUUUCGAUGAAGAGAUAGGAGUAGAUGCAGCUGGAGAAAAGAGAAAGAGCAAAUUGAGGAAAAAGAAAAGAAAAAAUGCAAAGAUAAAUGAAGUUGAAAUAUCUGAAGUUGAUGAGCUCCACAAUGAAGUGGAAGAUGGUUUCGAUGAAGAGAAAGGAGUAGAUGCAGCUGGAGAAAAGAGAAAGAGCAAAUUGAGGAAAAAGAAAAGAAAAAAUGCAAAGAUAAAUGAAGUUGAAAUCUCUGAAGUUGAUGAGCUCCACAAUGAAGUGGAAGAUGGUUUCGAUGAAGAGAUGGGAGUAGAUGCAGCUGGAGAAAAGAGAAAGAGCAAAUUGAGGAAAAAGAAAAGAAAAAAUGAGAAGAUAAAGAAAUCAGACAUUGUCAAAGCCAAGGAUCUCUAUGAUGAAAUUGAAGAUGGCUAUGACGAACAAAAUGGUAACUUAGAGAAAGCUUGUAAAGUUACAAAGGGCCAUCUAUCCUCAAAGGAAGAUGGAAAGUUACUGGAUAAGAGAGGAGAAACUGAACAAGAUGAGGUUUAUCAUAUAUCUUCAGGGGAUGAGGACUGCUCUAGAGGAAUGAAAAAAUGGACUAUGGAAUACUAUCAAAGUAGACCAGGGUUGAAGAUAUUGCAACAAAGGAUUGAUGACUUUAUAACUGAUCAUGAAGAACAAGAAGAGAAGGCAAGGAAAGAAAGAGAAGAACUUGCUGCAGAAGACGGAUGGACUGUUGUUGCACAUCACAAGGGUAGGAAAAAGACAACAGAUUCUGAAAGUGGGAUUACUGUGGGUUCAGUUGCCCCUGCUGCUGUUCUGGAUAAAAUGGCUAAAAAGAAAACUAAAGAAGUUGGUUUAGAUUUCUACAGAUUUCAGAAAAGGGAGGCCCAGAGGAAUGAGAUUAUGAUGCUGCAAAGCAAAUUCGAGCAGGAUAAGAAACGGAUUCAACAACUGAGAGCUGCAAGGAAGUUUCGGCCCUACUGAAUGCUUUACAGACUGAAAUAUCCCAUUUGUUAUAUCAAUUGUUACUAUUUGAAAAGUAAACGGCUCAUUGCGGUAACAAUCUUUGAUCUUUUUUCCCCUUUGUGAAGAGAUGAGCAAAAUCAGAAGCCAGCAAUGGUAAUUUAUUGUUACUCAUGCGAACAAUUUGAGCUGAAUUAUUGAAUGAUGUACCUCUUAAUUUUUGAAUUACAGAGUAUUAAUUAGCUCAGUAUGGUUUCUUUAUUUUUGAAUUA